Molecule: messenger RNA, 549 nt
Organism: Penicillium alfredii
Lineage: Eukaryota; Fungi; Ascomycota; Eurotiomycetes; Eurotiales; Aspergillaceae
Exons: 2
Coding region: 1-549 (182 amino acids)
Source: RefSeq, a predicted model, not a curated record
AUGACCACCUACUUGAGCAAUCACGCCAUCAAACAAGAGAUGGAGCUUAUUCGGCUUCGGCCAGGAGACCCAGAAUCAACUCAGUACGGGCUUUGGAAUGCAAUUCUAGGGCUACAGUUUCCUGUUUCCCAGGGAUUCAUCACACGCCCCCAAGACCGGCAUAGUUCCCAGGCCGGCGCGUACGGCUUUUCUGAUCUCCACACCUACCAUUACCGCGGCACUGCAACACAUGCGACAAAAUUUCUCAUCGUGCAAUGCAAAAGACCCAGCGCUUCUACUCAGAGUUCUGUUUGGCGGCAAGCUGUCGACCAGCUAGAUGAAUAUUUGAGCAAUACUCACGGCACACGUCGACCUGCAAAUCGUACUCCUGUGUAUGGAAUAGUCGCCAUCGGCUUGAAGCUGCGCGUCUACAAGUACGAUGAUGUCAACCAGGGUGUUCUCAACUGGGCACCAAGGGGGUCGGGGGUGAAAGGGGGCACAAUGUUGAACUUGGACAAAGAUGCCACCAAAGUACAAUGGAUCUUGAAUCACAUUUACCACAAUCACUAG